This is a messenger RNA of Postia placenta MAD-698-R-SB12, 456 nucleotides long. RefSeq lists its product as hypothetical. Gene Ontology annotation, cellular component: cytosolic small ribosomal subunit; nucleolus; ribosome. Lineage: Eukaryota; Fungi; Basidiomycota; Agaricomycetes; Polyporales; Adustoporiaceae. Gene Ontology annotation, molecular function: structural constituent of ribosome; small ribosomal subunit rRNA binding. Gene Ontology annotation, biological process: translation. The transcript has 3 exons. Bases 1 to 456 code for a protein of 151 amino acids. The record is from RefSeq and is a predicted model, not a curated record.
AUGGGUCGUAUGCACGCUCCCGGAAAGGGCAUUUCGUCCUCUGCCCUCCCCUACCGCCGCGCCCCGCCGUCCUGGCUCAAGACCACCUCCGAGGAUGUCGUCGAGCACAUUGCCAAGCUCGCCCGCAAGGGCCUGACCCCCUCGCAGAUCGGUGUUACCCUCCGUGACUCGCACGGUAUUCCCCAAGUGCGCUUCGUUACCGGUAACAAGAUCCUCCGUAUCCUCAAGUCGGGCGGUCUGGCACCACAGAUCCCGGAGGAUCUCUGGCACCUCGUGAAAAAGGCCGUCGCCGUGCGCAAGCACCUCGAGACCAACCGCAAGGACAAGGACUCCAAGUUCCGCCUCAUUUUGAUCGAGUCCCGCAUCCACCGUCUUGCUCGCUACUACAAGACGAAGCAGCAGAUCCCGCCAACGUUCAAGUACGAUUCGGCGACUGCGUCAACCCUCAUUGCAUGA